Helianthus annuus (common sunflower) is the source of this 11315-nucleotide messenger RNA. Its product is annotated as E3 ubiquitin-protein ligase UPL1. The coding region runs from base 283 to 10881 and encodes 3532 amino acids. Gene Ontology annotation, molecular function: ubiquitin-protein transferase activity; protein binding. The record is from RefSeq and is a predicted model, not a curated record. The transcript is spliced from 17 exons. NCBI's taxonomy places the organism in Eukaryota, Viridiplantae, Streptophyta, Magnoliopsida, Asterales, Asteraceae. Gene Ontology annotation, biological process: protein polyubiquitination; proteasome-mediated ubiquitin-dependent protein catabolic process; positive regulation of protein catabolic process.
CAUACUGAGUAAUUCCCUGUUUCUUCUCUCCCAAUUCUCCCCUUAUCUUUCAUCCCCACAUCUAUAAUAUUAAUCGCACACCAACACUUUUCAAUUUCACUCUGAUCAAACACCUAAAAAACCCUCACCUGAAACCCUCAAAUCCACAAUCGCUUGAUUUCCGUAACCUUGAUUCGAUUCUGUCUGUCACUUAUUGAUUGUACCUAAUACUAUCCAUACGAUCAAACGAACGGAUCGCUUGUGUUUUGUGCGUGCAAUGCUAUUUGUUCUGUUGAUUUCAAUAUGAAGUUGCGAAGAAGGAGGCAAUCAGAAGUGCCUCCUAAAAUUAAGUCGUUCAUCGAUGGUGUAAUCGCUGCUCCACUUGAAAAUAUUGAAGAGCCCUUAAGAAGCUUCUUCUGGGACUUUGACAAGGGGGAUUUCCAUCACUGGGUUGAUCUGUUUAAUCACUUUGAUAGCUUUUUCGAAAAAUACAUAAAAUCUAGGAAAGAUUUGCAACUUGAAGAUGAUUUCUUGGAGUCCGACCCUCCUUUCCCUAGGGAGUCCGUCCUGCAGAUUUUGCGUGUUGUAAGGAUAAUUUUGGACAACAGCACAAAUAAGCAUUUCUAUAGCUCAUAUGAGCAUCAUCUUUCUUCUCUACUGGCUUCCACUGAUGCAGAUGUGGUUGAAGCCUGUUUGCAAACUCUAUCAUCGUUCUUAAGGAAAUCAACUGGAAAACACAUUAUAAGAGAUGCAUCUCUAAAUUUGAAGCUAUUUGCUUUUGCACAAGGUUGGGGUGGGAAAGAUGAAGGGCUAGGAUUGGUUGCAUGUGCUCUAGAGAAUGUAUCUGACCCAGUUGCUCACGAGUUGGGUAGCACUCUCCAUUUUGAGUUCUAUGAAAACUCUGCUGCUGAAAAGUCAACUCAAGGGUUGCAAAUAAUCCAUUUACCGAAAAUCAAUACUUGUGAAAAAUCCGAUCUUGAACUUAUGCACGGGUUAGUCCAAGAUUAUAAAGUACCGAGUAAUUUAAGGUUCUCACUUUUGACAAGAUUGCGUUUCUCAAGGGCUUUUAGUUCCUUCACUGCUCGCCAACAGUACACGUGUAUUCGUUUACAUGCAUUUAUAGUUCUUGUUCAAGCAUGUGGUGAUACUGAUGAUCUGGUUUCUUUUUUUAACACCGAGCCUGAAUUCAUCAACGAAUUGGUGACACUUUUGAGCUAUGAAGAUGCAGUCCCCGAAAAAAUUCGAAUUUUAAGCCUGUUUUCAUUGGUUGCUCUUAGUCAAGAUCGUUCACGCCAGUCAACCGUGUUGACCGCUGUCACAUCUGGUGGACAUCGUGGGAUAUUAUCAAGUCUCAUGCAGAAGGCUAUUGACUCUGCGGUUAGUAAAACUAAAUCGUCUGUUCUGUUUGCUGAGGCUCUACUCUCAUUGGUUACGGUUUUAGUUUCGUCUUCUUCUGGAUGUUCUGCAAUGCGUGAAGCAGGGUUUAUACCUACCCUUUUGCCUCUUCUUAAAAACACAGAUCCCCAGCAUUUGCAUCUAGUCAGCACAGCUGUACAUGUUCUAGAAGCUUUUAUGGAUUACAGUAAUCCUGCUGCUGCUUUGUUUCGAGACCUCGGUGGAUUAGAUGACGCAAUUUCCCGAUUGAAAAUAGAAGUUUCUUAUGUUGAAAAUGGUACAUUUGCUAGUACUUCAACUGAAUCUGAAUCGGACGGUAUGCAGCCUGUUUAUUCUGAAGCUUUGGUAUCAUACCACAGGAGGUCGUUAAUGAAAGCGUUACUGCGCGCUAUAUCGCUUGGAACAUACGCACCUGGAACCACUGCUCGUAUUUACGGCUCUGAAGAAAGUUUGCUACCGCAAUGUUUACAUGUGAUUUUUAAAAAGGCUAAAGAUUUUGGGGGUGGGAUGUUUUCAUUGUCGGCAGUUGUAAUGAGUGAUCUGAUUCAUAAAGACCCAACUUGUUAUUCUAUCUUAGAACAAGCUGGACUUCCGUCUGCGUUUCUAGAUGCUAUAAUGGAUGGUGUGCUUUGUUCUGCUGAAGCUAUAACAUGCAUACCCCAAUGUUUGGAUGCUUUGUGUCUUAACAAUAACGGUCUCCAGGCUGUCAAAGAUCGCAAUGCGUUGAGGUGUUUCGUGAAGAUAUUUACUUCGCGAAGUUAUCUUCGUGCCCUUAUGGGUGAUACUCCUAGUUCAUUGUCUAGUGGCCUUGAUGAGUUAAUGAGACAUGCUUCUUCGCUACGUGUGUAUGGUGUUGAUAUGCUGAUUGAGAUCUUAAAAUCUAUCGAGAAGCUCGGUUCGGGACCUGAAGUUGCUGAAGCUUGUAGUUCUUCUUCUGUUCCAAUGGAAACUGAUGGGGAAUCGCUUGCAGAACCUUCUGCUGAUACGUCUUUGUUGAAUGUCGAGUCUUUUCUACCUGAUUGUGUUAACAAUUUAGCUCGUUUGCUUGAAACUAUUCUUCAAAAUUCUGACACAUGUCGUAUAUUUGUGGAGAAAAAGGGAAUCGAAGCUGUUCUGCAGUUAUUUACCUUACCUUUGAUGCCUUCGUCUGUUUCUAUUGGUCAGAGCAUAUCGAUUGCAUUUAAGAACUUCUCUCCGCAUCAUUCUGCAUCUCUCGCUAGAACAUUAUGUUCGUUCUUGAAAGAUCAUUUGAAAGUGACGAACGAGCUACUUGCAUCUCUUGGAGGCAUGCAACUUGCACAGAUAGAAGAUUCUAGAAGAACAAAGGUGUCAAGAUGCCUCUCUAGUCUUGAAGGUAUUUUGUCUCUUUCUAAUUCUUUAUCGAAAGGGACUACAAAUCUCGUGUCUGAGCUUGGGACUUCUGAUGCUGACGUGUUGCGAGAUCUUGGAGUUGCUUAUCGGGAAAUACUCUGGCAAGUUUCUAUAGAUUGUGAUUCUAAAGCAGAUGAAAAACAGAGUAACAAAACAGAGACUGAAAAUGUUGGUGUUAAUGUUAAUAACACUGAAGCUACCAUUGCUGCAAGUGACGAUGAUGCAAGCAUGCCGAUGGUGAGGUACAUGAACCCAGUUUCGAUUCGGAACAGUUCACACCCUCACUGGGGUCUAGAACGUGACUUUGUUUCGGUGGUUCGGUCUGGUGAAGGGUUCAGUCGGCGUAGCCGACACGGGCUAGCUCGUAUAAGAGGAAGAACCAGCAGACAUCUAGAAGCAUUACACAUUGAUCCGGAAGCUUCCAUAAGCAACACCGAGACAAGCUGUUCACAAGAUAUAAAGAAAAAAAGCCCCGAGGCUCUUGUUAUGGAAACACUUAACAAACUGGCUUCAACCAUACGUUCUUUUUUUACCACUUUAGUAAAAGGAUUUCCUUCAUCAAAUCGUCGAAGGGCUGAAAGUGGAUCACUAAGUACUGCUUCCAAGAACAUUGGAACUGCAUUAGCAAAGAUCUAUCUUGAAGCAUUUAAUUUCCCGGGGUACACCAUGGGUUCGGGUCUUGAUAGUGUAUUGUCGGUUAAGUGUCAUUAUCUUGGAAAAGUGGUGGAACACAUGUCAGCGUUAACGUUUGAUAAUAGGCGGCGAAUCUGUUAUACGGUCAUGAUAAACAACUUCUAUGUUCAGGGGACCUUUAAGGAGUUGCUAAACACUUUUGAAGCUACAAGUCAGUUACUAUGGACAUUGCCGUAUACUGGUUCGACAGCCGGAAAUGAAAAUAACGACGGAAACAAACUGUCUCACAGUAAAUGGCUACUUGACACAUUACAGAGUUACUGUCGGCUUUUGGAGUUUUUCGUUAACUCUACUUUUGUUUUGCCGACAACCUCCACAUCUCAAGCUCAGUUACUUGUACAACCGGUGGCUGUCGGGUUAUCAAUCGGGUUGUUUCCGGUUCCUCGAGAUCCAGAAGCGUUUGUUCGAAUGCUGCAAUCUCAAGUUCUUGAUGUAAUACUUCCUAUCUGGAAUCAUCAUAUGUUUCCAAGUUGUAACCCUGGGUUCAUUACUACGAUUGUGACACUUGUCACUCAUAUAUUCUGUGGUGUUGGUGAUGCGAAACGACCUCAUGGCAGUGGUGCUGGCGGUGCUAACCAGCGGCUCAUGCCGCCACCGCCUGAUGAAUCCACUAUUGCCACCAUUGUAGAGAUGGGGUUUACUAGGGCUAGAGCAGAGGAAGCGUUAAGAAGGGUUGAAACAAAUAAUGUUGAGAUGGCGAUGGAAUGGUUGUUUACUCAUGCUGAUGAUCCUGUACAGGAUGAUGAUGAACUGGCAAGAGCACUUGCUUUAUCUUUAGGAAACUCAUCAGAGACUCCUAAAUCAGAUAAUAACACCGAAAAGUCAACCGAUGGUCAAACAGAGACAGUGGAGGCCAAAGCACCAACGCCUCCUAUUGAUGACAUUCUUGCAGCUACUAUGAAGUUGUUUCAAAGUAGUGAUUCAAUGGCUUUUCCCUUAACCGAUCUGCUUGUUACUUUCUGUAGUAGAAAUAAAGGAGAAGAUCGCCCGAAAGUGAUAUCGUAUCUUAUCCAACAGCUAAAACUUUGCCCACUGGAAACUUCAAAGGAAACGAGUACACUCUGUAUAGUAUCGCACACAUUAGCAUUGAUCGUUGCUGAAGAUAUUACUGCUAGAGAAAUUGCUGUGAAUAACAGUGUUGUUUCAAUAGCCAUAGACAUUUUAAUGAGGUUUUUAACCGGAACCGAGUCACAAAACGAGCUACUUCUAGUUCCAAAAUGCAUCAGCGCUUUGCUUCUUAUUUUGGACAAUUUGUUGCAAUCCAAACCCAAACUAUCAUCUGAUAGAAAAGAAGGAACAGAAGACGUUGAUGAUGAAAAGUGCAAUAAGUUUGAAAAGAUAUUUGGUAAAUCUACUGGCUAUCUGACUGUUGAAGAGGGUAGCAGGGUGGUUAACGUUGCAUGUGAUCUGAUUAAAAAACACGUCCCUGCUACGGUUAUGCAAGCAGUUUUAUUACUAUGUGCUCGUUUGACAAAAACACACACUCUUGCUUUACAGUUUCUUGAAAACGGAGGCAUGAUUGAUCUUUUCGGCAUACCAAAGACGUGUUUCUUUCCUGGUUAUGACACAGUAGCAUCUGCUAUCAUUCGACAUCUCAUUGAAGAUCCUCAGACACUACAAACAGCAAUGGAGUUGGAGGUACGGCAGGCUUUAAGCGGCAGCCGCCAUGGCGGUCGUGUUCCUCCGCGUGUAUUUUUGACAUCGAUGGCACCUCUUAUUUCUCGAGAUUGUGAGAUCUUCAUGAAAGCAGCAACAUCUGUAUGCCAGUUAGACACGACGGGUGGCAGAACCGUUGUUGUAUUACCCAAAGAAAGAGAGAAAGAAAAAGAUAAAGAUAAAUCAAAAACUUCAGGUGUUGAAAUUGGAGCAUCGUCUGUACCUGAAAAUAAAUCUCAAGAUGGGCCAAUAAAGUGCGUCAAAGCCCAGAAAAAAAUUCCUGCUAAUCUCACACAGGUUGUUGAUCACUUGCUUGAAACUGUAACGAAAUACCCUUCAUUGAAUCCCGAGAAAGACUGCGAUAAAUUCGAUGAUGCGAUGGAGGUAGAUGAUUCUGCUGUAAUUAAGGGUAAAAUGAAGGUCAAUGAUACAACGAAAGAAUUCGACAGCUUGUCAGAAGCUAAAGUGACUUUUGUCCUCAAAUUGCUAAGUGAUAUUCUUCUGAUGUAUGUACAUGCAGCUGGGAUACUUCUAAAACGUGAUCUGGAAAUGCACGGUGGGAUUGUACAUCAUAUUAUGCAUCACCUUCUAUAUCCUUCUGUAGAUAAGAUAUCCGGAUCUGAUGAAUGGAGAGGGAAGUUAUCCGAAAAUGCCUCAUGGUUUUUGGUGGUUUUGUGUGGUAGAUCAAGCGAAGGCCGUAGGCGUGUCAUAAAUGUACUUGUGAAAGCUUUAUCUUCAUUUGCCAUGUCAGCAAGCAGUUCAUCUAAGAACGUUUUAUUACCUGACAAAAGGGUGCUUGCUUUUGUUGAUUUGGUCUAUUCGAUUUUAUCGAAAAAUCCGUCAGCUAGUAAUGUACUGGGAUCUGGUUGCUCUCCGGAUAUUGCUAAAGGAAUGAUUGACGGAGGAUUGAUUCCUUGUUUAUCAAGCAUCCUUCAGGUGCUGGAUUUAGACCAUCCCGAUGCCCCAAAAGUUGUAAAUAUUAUUCUUAAAUCGUUAGAGGGCUUAACGCGUGCCGCCAAUGCAGUGGAGCAACUUGCUUUAUCUGAAUCGAAGAAAAAGUCUGUUAGUUUGGGUACAACGUAUGAUAAUCAGACGGUUGAUACUCCAGUCAAUCGGAUACCAGUUGUUGGUCAACAUGAAAUCACUGAUACCGAUGAUGCUGAGCAACAUCAUGAAGAAACAACUCAAGAUGAAGGUGAUCACGAAUCGAAUUUAGACCAGCCUGCAGAUCAGGAGUUGAGGAUUGAAAUGGAUGAGAUGGAAGAUGGUGUGUUAAGAGAUUCUGAUCAAAUCGAGAUGACUUUUCAUGUUGAGAGUAGGGGUGGUGGCGAUAACACUGGUGAUGAGGAUGAUGACAUGGCUGAGGAUGACGAGGAUGAUGACGAGGAUGAAGAUACAGCGGAGGAUGGUGCUGCUUUGAUGUCAUUGGCUGACACAGAUGUCGAAGAUCAUGAUGAAACUGGAUUAGGUGAUGAAUAUAAUGAUGACAUGGUUGAUGAGGAGGAGGACGAUGAUUACCAUGAAAACCGUGUUAUUGAGGUGAGAUGGCGGGAGGCUCUUGAUGGUGUACUUGGUCAAGCGGGACCCGAUAGUGCACUUAUCGACAUUGCUGCAGAGCCAUUUGAAGGCGUCAAUGUUGAUGACCUUUUUGGUCUUCGUAGACCGGUAACCGGCGGUUUUGACCAUGGCCGUCGCCAUCAGAGUAGAACCUCGGGUACAGACGGGAAUAACGGUCUGCAGCAUCCUCUUCUAUUGAGACCAUCAUCACAGUCUGGUGAAUUAGGUUCAAUGCGGUCAUCAAGUGGUGGCAGUGGCAGUUCAUCUCGGGAUUUGGAAUCCUUAUCCGGAGGGAGCUUUGAUGUUUCUCAUUUCUACAUGUUUGAUACUCCUGUUCUUCCGUUCGAUCAUGUACAAUCUACCGUGUUUGGUGACAGAGUUGGCGGUGGAGCUCCACCGCCACUGGCUGACUUUUCUGUCGGUUUGGAGUCGUUACGAGCACCUGCAAGAAGAGGACCAGGUGAUGGCCGGUGGACCGAUGAUGGUCAACCACAAGCUGGUGGUCAAGCUGCUGCUAUUGCACAGGCUGUAGAAGAGCAUUUCAUGUCUCAGUUAAGCACAACCACUCCUUUAGCCAAUGAUAAUCAGCAGGUAGCAGAGGCUGCCGAUAACGUUGCUCAGCAGUCUGAAUGUCCAGAUAAUAAUAAUGACCAAAAUGUUAAUCAGAUAGUCGGAAAUGUUGAAGAAACACAAGGACAGACAAGUGGGUCCACAGAUAAUCACGACAACAUGGAAGUUGGUGAAGGAAAUGAGCAGCAGGAGUUGUCAGCAACUGUUGACGAGACAAGCAAUAAUGUUCCGAAUUCUGGUGACCAAAAUGCUGAUGUGGAUAUGAACGUUGCUGGAGGGGACUUGUUACCUUCAGUUGGUGUCAUUGAGGAGUCAUUAUCUGAACAGAACGCCAACAUUGAUGACGGUCAAACUGGUCAACCAGAUGAAACUGUUGCAAGUACAAAUGGCAUAGAUCCAACAUUCUUAGAGGCACUACCCGCAGAACUCAGGGCAGAAGUCUUAGCUUCACAACAAUCUCAAUCAGCUCCACCUCCGGUUUCUGCUCCUGCACCUAUUCCUGCUACAGCUGAAGAAAUAGAUCCCGAGUUUUUAGCUGCACUUCCUCCAGAUAUCCAAGCCGAAGUUUUAGCUCAACAGCGUGCACAAAGGGUUGCACAUCAAGCCGAAGGCCAACCUGUGGAUAUGGAUAAUGCUUCAAUUAUAGCUACUUUUCCAGCUGAUCUGCGUGAAGAGGUCUUAUUGACAUCAUCGGAGGCGGUUCUUUCAGCAUUGCCAUCUCCGUUACUUGCGGAAGCGCAAAUGCUUCGGGAUAGAGCUAUGAGUCACUAUCAGGCUCGUAGUUUGUUUGGAAACCAUCAUAGGGUUAUCAACAGGAGGAAUGGGUUGGGAUUCGAUAGGCAGACGGUAAUCGAUAGGGGUGUUGGUGUUACAAUAGGACGAAGGGCAUCUUCUGCGUUUUUAGAAAGCUUGAAAGUGAAGGAGGUUGAAGGGGACCCGCUUUUGGAUGCUGAUGCUUUGAAAGCUUUGAUCAGGCUUCUACGAUUAGCACAGCCUCUUGGGAAAGGCCUUCUACAGAGACUCUUCUUGAACUUAUGUGCUCAUAGUGAUACACGUGCGGUUCUUGUUUUCUUGCUACUGGGCAUGAUGAAGAUGGAGACCCAAGGCCCGACAGGUGGAUUGACAAUGACAGCGGCUAACUCUCAGAGGCUUUACGGGUGUCAGUCUAAUGUUGUUUAUGGCCGAUCACAGCUCUUAGAUGGUCUCCCACCGCUAGUACUGCGCCGGGUGUUAGAGAUUUUGACAUAUCUGGCUACAAAUCAUUCUUCUGUUGCUAAUUUGUUGUUCUACUUUGAUUCUUCGCUUGUUCCCGAGUCUUUGAAUCUCGAUAAAAAGGAUGCUAAGGGGAAAGAAAAGGUUGUUGAAGGUGGAGAAAUUUCUCUUCCUGUCGGAUCCGAUGGUGAUAUUCCUAUAUUAUUAUUCGUAAAACUCUUGAAUCAACCGUUGUUCCUUCGCAGUAUUGCCCAUCUGGAACAGGUUAUGGGUCUACUUAAAGUGGUUGUAUACACUGCUGCUUCAAAGUUAGAAAGCCAAUCUCAUACUGAACAAGUUGAACCCGAACCCGAACCCACUUCCCAACCGCUGCCCGACAAUGAAUCUGCUAAUAAUCCACAUGGAGAUUCUUCUUCAGCAGAACCUCGUCAUGAUGAUAAACCUGCGGGUGAUGAAUUAUCUACAUCAGAUGACCAGAAAAGUGUCAACAUUCAUAACAUCUUCAUGAAGCUUCCACAAUCGGAUCUUCAUAAUCUAUGCAGUCUUCUUGGCCACGAGGGGCUAUCGGAUAAAGUAUACAUGCUUACUGGUGAAGUUCUGAAGAAACUAGCCUCAGUUGCUCCAUCACAUAGAAAGUUCUUUAUUGUAGAGCUUUCUGAGUUAGCUCACGGUCUUAGUGGGUCCGCCAUUCAGGAACUCGUUACGCUAAGAAACACACACAUGUUGGGUCUUAGUGCGGGGUCCAUGGCUGGGGCUGCCGUUUUACGAAUCAUGCAAACCCUUAGCACACUCAAUGUACCUGAUAUCGAUAAAAAUGAUGACAAUCAGGAGCACGUUACCAUGUGGAAAUUAAAUACUUCACUUGAACCUUUAUGGCAAGAAUUGAGUGAGUGUAUAAGUGCAACAGAAACACAGCUCGUUUCUUCAGUUAUUUCGAAUUCUAAUACAGUCGAGCGUGUGAAUGUGCCCGAGGCUUCAUCGAUAUCUCUGCCACCUGGCACUCAGAGGCUUUUGCCUUUUAUCGAGUCCUUUUUAGUCCUAUGUGAAAAACUCCAAGCAAAUAAUUCCAGCCUACAACAAGAUGAUGCGUAUGCAACAUCAACAGCACGGGAAGUGAAGGAGUUUUCUGGAAAUUCAUCACCAAGUGGGACCGGAAUCGAUGGUGCUGUAACGUUUUCUAGGUUUGCUGAGAAACAUCGGCGGCUAUUAAAUGCUUUUGUCAGACAAAAUCCCGGGUUGUUAGAGAAGUCACUUUCUAUGAUGUUGAAAGCACCAAGGUUAAUUGACUUCGACAACAAAAAGUCGUAUUUCCGUUCUAGAAUCAGGCAGCAACAUGAUCAACACUUAACAGGCCCAUUACGAAUAAGUGUUCGCCGAGCUUAUGUUCUAGAAGAUUCCUACAAUCAGCUGCGCAUGCGGCCCACUCAAGACUUAAAAGGCCGGUUAAAUGUCCAUUUUCAAGGUGAAGAAGGUAUCGAUGCUGGCGGUUUGACUAGAGAAUGGUAUCAAUUGUUAUCUAGAGUCAUAUUCGAUAAGGGAGCUUUACUUUUCACAACCGGAGGAAACAACGCAACCUUCCAGCCAAACCCUAAUUCCGUCUAUCAGACCGAGCAUCUUUCCUACUUCAAGUUUGUGGGCCGAGUGGUUGCUAAAGCCUUGUUUGAUGGACAACUCUUGGAUGUUUACUUCACUCGGUCUUUCUAUAAGCAUAUUCUUGGUGUGAAGGUAACAUAUCAUGAUAUAGAAGCUGUUGAUCCUGAUUAUUACAAGAACUUAAAGUGGUUGCUCGAGAAUGAUGUAAGUGACAUACUGGACCUGACAUUUAGCAUGGAUGCUGAUGAAGAAAAACACAUUCUUUACGAGAAGACAGAGGUUACUGAUUAUGAGCUAAAACCGGGUGGACGGAACAUAAGAGUAACAGAAGAAACAAAGCAUGAAUAUGUGGAUCUUGUUGCCGAACAUAUACUUACAAAUGCAAUACGUCCUCAAAUUAAUUCCUUUUUGGAGGGUUUUAACGAGUUAAUACCACGUGACCUCAUUUCUAUUUUCAACGAUAAAGAGCUUGAGCUGCUAAUAAGUGGGCUUCCAGAAAUCGAUUUUGAUGAUCUUAAGGCCAACACUGAAUAUACAGGAUACACCAUAGGUUCUAGUGUAGUUAUGUGGUUUUGGGAGGUUGUCAAAGCGUUUAACAAAGAAGACAUGGCUAGAUUGCUUCAAUUCGUCACUGGUACAUCAAAGGUGCCAUUGGAAGGUUUUAAGGCAUUGCAAGGCAUAUCGGGCCCACAAAGAUUUCAAAUUCACAAAGCUUAUGGAGCUCCAGAGAGGCUGCCAUCAGCACAUACUUGCUUCAACCAAUUAGAUCUUCCUGAAUACAUGUCAAAAGAACAGCUUCAGGAGCGGUUACUACUUGCUAUCCAUGAAGCUAGUGAAGGUUUCGGGUUUGGCUAGCGAUGCUAUGGUGUAGGGAGUAGGGAUAGGGAGUAGGGACCCCUAGCAUCCGCCAUCACUAUGUUAUGUAUAGAUAUAAAGAAGGAACAUUGAUUAUGCAUCGCGAUGCAAUUUGAAAAACGUGAAAAGAGUCACUAAUGAAGUCGAGCAGUGGUUUUCGGGUGGCUCUAUUUUGUAGCAUGGAUAUGCGAUCUUUUUUCGGGUUGAUUUCGCUUCAUGCAACCGGAAUAAUAUGAGAACAUAAAAAGGCUUCAUGUAAAUCCUAGCCCUCUUUUGGCUGGUAGCUCUUGGUCAAUUUGCUUUUGUGAUUCAUGUUACCAAGUAUUUGAAGCAUUGUGAAACCAUGUUUGGUUCAUUUUCUAACUGCCAAAGGCUUCCACCAUGUUAGUUAUUUAUUAGUUAUUUUAUUUUACAUAUAUCGUUAUUUUUAUGAA